CAGCUUGAGUUGGCACCAGUGACAGUGCGAGUGAGACUAGGAGAGAAAAGUGGAAUAAGUGUUUUAAAGCACAACGAGAGAAUAAUAUAAUGUCAUGCAUGGACGCUGGUGGCGCACGGAGGUCGCAGGCGGUGUGAUCUCAGGGAGUUUCUCCCGGUCGCCGCUGAUGGAAAGUAGAGCGCGUGGAGAGUGUGUCUGUUCAGUGUGUGUGUCGGCUUGAGCAGGGGAGGGAAAGCCCUUCGUUGCCAAAUUUGGCAACUGGGGAGGAGAAAUGCCAUUUUCAGUUGUUUUGCUGCGGAGCGCAGACAGACCGGGGCGCUGGUGAUGACUGCCCGUUGGGGAUCGCUGUUCAACAGAGGAAAACUGGGCGGCUGAAGAUGAUGAUUUUGCGCGAAUCAUGGCUAACGGUACGGGCACAAUCAUGUUAAAAUGCGUGGUCGUUGGAGACGGUGCUGUAGGCAAAACUUGCCUGUUAAUGAGCUAUGCCAACGACGCCUUUCCUGAGGAGUACGUUCCUACCGUUUUUGACCAUUACGCAGUGAGUGUGACUGUCGGAGGGAAACAGUAUUUAUUGGGACUGUACGACACAGCUGGUCAGGAAGACUAUGACCGCCUGAGGCCUUUGUCCUACCCCAUGACCGACGUCUUCCUCAUCUGCUUCUCUGUGGUGAACCCGGCCAGCUUCCAGAAUGUGCGAGAAGACUGGGUUCCGGAGCUGCAGGAGUACGCUCCCAGUGUACCGUUCCUGCUCAUUGGAACCCAGAUUGACUUACGAGACGACCCCAAGACCAUCGCCAAGCUAAACGACAUGAAGGAGAAGCCCAUCGCCACAGAGCAGGGGCAGAAGCUGGCCAAGGAGAUUGGUGCCUGCUGCUACGUGGAGUGCUCGGCGUUGACGCAGAAAGGGCUGAAGGCGGUCUUCGACGAGGCCAUCAUCGCCAUCCUUGCGCCAAAGAAGGGUGUCCUCAAAAGGCGUCUGGGCUCCCGCUGCAUUAGCUGCUGCUUGAUAACGCUGUGAUACCAGAUCUGCACAAAGAAGGUCUGUCACACUGGUGUACACACACACACCCAGGCAGGAACACAGCGAGCAUUGUGUCAGACAGCACUAUAAAACACCCAUGUACCAUCACUGUCAGGACCACUGCCCUAUGUGGGAGACUCCACCUGCUGUGCUGUUCAACACUGUGAAUCAUCUUCUGGAGCCUAACCACCUCUUCACGUGAGCUGACUUUGCCAGUCAUUUAGCAAGAAGGGCCUUGACCAAUCAAAUGAAAUCUUAUGCAGACCCCUGCUAAGCAAGGAAGGAAUGGAGCAGUGUUUAAUUACACAGCCUCUCGAGCUAGUGCCCCCACCUAUUUUUACUCAGCAUACUCCUUAUUCCACUAUUCCAUGCUCAUAUCCCACAGCUACCUUCAGACUCCUCCCAGUCACACUGUCUGUGAGUUGCCUUGGUACUAAAUGUGAGUCAGAUCUGCUUUUUUAAGACUUUGCGGCGCUUCAGGCUUCAAUCUAAGCAGCUGAAGCAGAGGCCUCCAGGGAGGAAGAACGAGGCCCCCAUGCCUCCACCCACCUCUGUCCCACCUCCACUCCUCCUCUCUUGCAUCUUUCUUUCUUUCCAGACAUUAUUCUUUUAUCAAUGUGCAACUGGCUGGUUAUCAAUAAAGCAUCAAAUUGCUUUUA
Brienomyrus brachyistius is the source of this 1680-nucleotide messenger RNA. Its product is annotated as rho-related GTP-binding protein RhoQ. Gene Ontology annotation, biological process: small GTPase-mediated signal transduction; cortical actin cytoskeleton organization. Lineage: Eukaryota; Metazoa; Chordata; Actinopteri; Osteoglossiformes; Mormyridae. The record is from RefSeq and is a predicted model, not a curated record. The transcript is spliced from 6 exons. Gene Ontology annotation, molecular function: GTPase activity; GTP binding. Bases 398 to 1018 code for a protein of 206 amino acids.